Molecule: messenger RNA, 1418 nt
Organism: Beta vulgaris subsp. vulgaris (sugar beet)
Lineage: Eukaryota; Viridiplantae; Streptophyta; Magnoliopsida; Caryophyllales; Amaranthaceae
Product: GPN-loop GTPase QQT1
Exons: 10
Coding region: 66-980 (304 amino acids)
Cellular component (GO): cytoplasm
Molecular function (GO): GTPase activity
Source: RefSeq, a predicted model, not a curated record
AUAUAGUCGCCCUACUUGAAUUUCAUCUUCCUGAAAUUCUCAGUGAAAAGACUCAAGCAUCAACCAUGGUAUUCGGGCAACUAAUUAUCGGGCCUCCAGGAUCCGGUAAAAGUACUUAUUGCAAUGGCAUGUCUCAAUUUCUUCCCCUUAUUGGACGGAAGGUUGCUGUAAUCAAUUUGGAUCCUGCAAAUGAUGCAUUGCCUUAUGAAUGUGCUGUAAAUAUCGAGGAUUUGGUCAAGCUUAGUGAUGUGAUGAAUGAGCAUUCACUUGGGCCUAAUGGAGGUCUUGUCUAUUGUAUGGAUUACUUAGAGAAGAACAUUGAUUGGCUGGAGUCCAAAUUGAAGCCACUUCUUAAAGAUCAUUAUCUACUAUUCGAUUUUCCUGGCCAAGUUGAGCUGUUUUUUCUGCAUUCAAGUGUGAAAGAAGUUAUAAUGAAAUUAAUAAAGAAGUUGAAUCUUAGGCUGACUGCUGUUCAUCUGGUUGAUGCUCAUCUCUGCAGUGAUGCUGGGAAGUAUAUUAGCGCACUGCUACUAUCAUUGUCAACCAUGCUUCAUAUGGAGCUUCCUCAUGUAAAUGUGUUCUCAAAGAUCGAUCUAAUUGAAAGUUAUGGAAAAUUAGCUUUUAACCUGGACUAUUACACUGAUGUUCAAGAUUUGUCAUACUUGCAACAAUCGCUUGAUCAAGAUCCUCGUGCUGCCAAGUACAGGAAGCUUACAAAGGAGCUAUGUGAGGUCAUAGAAAAUUUUAGUCUUGUCAAUUUCACAACUUUGGACAUACAGGAUAAAGAAAGUGUUGGAAACCUUGUGAAAUUGAUCGAUAAGACAAACGGGUAUAUCUUUGCUGGCAUAGAUGAAAGUGCAGUGGAGUUCAGCAAAGUUGCAGUUCGCCAAGUUGAUUGGGAUUAUUACAGAGUGGCAGCAGUACAAGAAAAGUACAUGAAGGAUGAUGAUUUUGAACCUGAUAUCAACUCCAAUGCAUAGGCAGCUUGCAUUUUCAUGAAUGGGAAAUUGGAGCCUCGUUGCUAUACGAAUGACAUCGUAGAGAAAAAAUAUUUGGCAAGGCUAGGGCAUGUAAUGUACCAUUUGUAUAUGUUAGAAUUUGCACAUUUUGCACUUACCUCUUGUGUUCUGCUGGAGAAUUUCAGAACACUAAAGUUAGCUAAGUAUUUGCGAUGUUAAGUGAAGGUAUCAGCAAGGAAUUACAAGGCGCCCCCGAGUCGGCGGUUUUCCGGGAAUAGAAGAUCAAUUUUAAUAUGUAAGUGUCUACAAGAACCUAGUUAUCAUGCAGCACAUCAAAUUUUACUGUAUGUCUGCUUGAGGUAACCGUUGAUUGGGUUGGAUCUUGUGCUCAUUAUAGAUGAUGCUCUUGCAUUUUUUCGUUCGUGAAUGUAUUAGGGUGUGGCUAAUCUUUUUAGCAAA